UGGGAGUUGAAGUCCACCCAUCUUAAAGUUGCUGAGGUCGAAAAACACCGCCGUAGACUUUCCAAAGCUGCCGUAGCUGCGCUGAUCGAAAAUGGAAGAGGAGGAGCCGGGACUUGAAAAGUGAAGUGCGGACGCGGCUCCGCCUUAAGAGGCACAGGCUGAGGCCGGCAGGGCUCUCCCUCCAUACACGGGCAGAGUCGCCAGUUCGCGCUUUCAGUCGUGCGAAUUCCCCCUUUGUCCGCCAGCGAGCACAAUGCUGGCAUCCGGCGGUCCCAGCACCGGCCAGACCUGCGGGCUCAUCCUGAUCUUCACCGUGCUCUUGCAGUCGAUCUGCGUGGCAAUCACGUACUUUUAUUUCACCAAUGAGCUGCAACAGCUCCGAGACACGUACGCAAAGAGUAGCUUUGCUUGCUUCACCAGAGAAAAUUUCUUCCUAGAAGAUCUGGAUCCAAAUGAGAAAGAAGAUGACGAUCCCUGCUGGGAGGUCAAGUGGCAGCUCUCAAGGCUCAUUAGAAAGAUGAUGGCCAAGAACCGUGCAGAAGAAUCAACAUCUUUAACAAGAGACAGGAUUUCUCCAGGUGCCACUGCAAGAGAUGUACCUAGGAACUCUGUUUCCCGAGUCGCAGCUCAUCUCACUUCAAGCAGAAAUGGGAAGAAAUCUUUAGUUGUACAAAAUACUCCUAUCAGAAACAAUUUGGGAUUCAAAAUAAUCUCUUGGCAAUCCUCAAUGUAUCCUUCCUUUCUCUACAAUGUAAUGCUGAACAAUGGGGAACUUAUCAUACAGCAAGCUGGACUUUAUUACAUCUACUCACAGACUUAUUUUCGGUUCCGAGAAUCAGAAGAUGCUGAACUCAAUGCAGAUCCUGACUCGGACAGUGUUAGGAAUGCAAAGCAAAUGGUUCAGUACAUUUCCAAGUUUACGGAUUAUUACCCAGAAGCCAUUCUGCUGAUGAAAAGUGCAAGAACCAGCUGUUGGUCUAAAAAAGCAGGAUACGGACUGUAUUCCAUAUACCAGGGUGGAGUGUUUCAGUUAAGGAGAAACGAUAGGAUUUUUGUCUCCGUCAGCUAUGAGGACCUGGUGGACAUGGAUAGAGAAGCCAGCUUCUUUGGAGCCUUCCUGAUCUCUUAAAGGGGAGAAAGAGAACGAGAGAAUAACUUGUCGUUCAUAAAGAGGUUGUGAAAGACAUGGCAAGUUCUGGUUUUGAAGUACAGUAAGAGGUGGUUUAAAAUGCACUAUCCACAGAAUUGGACCGAGUGUACAAUUUCUCUGCUGACCAGUUCACCAGUGAGGCCAUUUCAAGUUCCCAUCAUCCAAACUCCACAAGAAACGGUUGGCAUGCUACAGAUACAGAAAUUCCAACAAGCUGCUCUAGGUCCAUGAAUAAUCUUCCAGUGGUUUUGGUUUUGGGUUGGAACAGGAUAGUCGUAUUUGGCCUGUUUCAGCAAACCUCUGUAGAGCAUAUGCAUGGAAUCCAUGCAUCUAACAAGAAACGUACAGUGAGAACUAUGUGGUGACAAGUGAUUCAGCCUGUAUCGCCAUGUGGGUGUUGGGACUCUGGUAUGGGUUGCAUUUGCUGAACUGACUCUGGCAACAAAGUGUAAAGGAUAAGGCAAAAUAGCUUCCCUGAGCUAGAUUGUUUCCUCCUUUCAAAGCAGAAUGAUGAUAGCCAAGUCAUACGUUUAGAAGUAGCACCUGGAAGAUCCUUCCAGGAAGGUACCAUCUCAGAUUGCAGGAGAAGAAAAAUCAUAUAUUGGAAAGCUGCAUCCUAAGCUCAUUUCCGUCUAGGAGAGCAUUUAUAUACAUGCACCCCUUCAUGCAGUCUGAAAUGGUAUAGUCCUGGGUAGGCUGUACCAUGCAAUAUUUACACAACAUGCAUCUCAUUUCUAUCCCUGUGAAGCCCAUUGGGAAAUCUGCAAGGAACAGGAUUUGCUUCAUGUUCUAAUUGAGCUGAAUGAAUAAAAAUGAACCUCACAGUCAGAUCACACUGAGGCCGGAAACAGGCUUCAAAUGAGCUCAAUACUUGCUUGAAUGUAGCACAGUUCUUCAUAAGAAAAGGCUUCGUUUUACUUUUUAAAAAUAA
This is a messenger RNA of Candoia aspera, 2081 nucleotides long. It is a transcript of the gene TNFSF10, whose product is annotated as TNF superfamily member 10. Gene Ontology annotation, biological process: immune response. Gene Ontology annotation, cellular component: membrane. NCBI's taxonomy places the organism in Eukaryota, Metazoa, Chordata, Lepidosauria, Squamata, Candoiidae. The coding region runs from base 254 to 1129 and encodes 291 amino acids. The transcript has 5 exons. Gene Ontology annotation, molecular function: tumor necrosis factor receptor binding. The record is from RefSeq and is a predicted model, not a curated record.